CUCGAAGCCGUACUGGAACAGCGCUUACUGUUAUGUAACUGUAAUAACAAUAACAAUAACGCCCUGGAGCUGAAUGUGUGAACGAUCGCUCGGGAGCGAAAAGGAAGGGAGCGGGUCGCAGUUGCUGCGCUACUUGAGAAACGCGAAGAUGUUUGUGCCUGUGCUCGCAGGGAGUGUGUAACAAUGACCGCACUGGUGCAGAAACGCACACACACGUGAGAAAGGGAGUGUGUGACAAUGGACACACAGCUGAUGUCCCGUAUCCCCGUGCCCGCAGCUCAAGGGAAGCCUGUCCUGCGUCAAGGGGGACCUGUUCACGUGCCCGCCCCACGAGGCGUUGGCGCAUUGCAUCAGCGAGGACUGCCGCAUGGGCGCCGGGAUUGCCGUGGAGUUCAAGAAGCGCUUCGGUGGCGUGGAGGAGCUGAAGGCACAGAAGAAGAGGACUGGCGAGUGUGCGGUGCUGAAGCGGGACUCUCGCGUCGUGUACUACCUGGUGACCAAGAGGAAAGCAAGCCAGAAGCCCACCUACGACAGCCUGAGGAGGAGCCUGGAGGCCAUGAGGGUUCACUGCAUACAGAAUGGUGUCACCAGCAUUUCCAUGCCACGGAUCGGAUGUGGUCUCGAUCGCCUUGAUUGGCGCCAGGUGUCCGUCAUGGUCGAGGAAGUGUUCCGUGAUACCGGCGUAUCCAUCACAGUGUACGCUCCGUGAGAGCCGGGGCUGCUUGAGCACUCAUUCCAGGACACGGGCCUUGUGGGAGCAGCACCUAGUGCUGCCACACACACACACACACACACACACACACACACACACACACACAGAGAGAGAGAGAGACCAUCCCUCCUGGGCUGUCAUCAGCCUUACGCAGCCCUACAGACACAUACAUCCAUAGUUCCAUGUGAGUUCUGCUGCAUUCACAUGUGCACUAGCACUUAAGUUUCACAGGAGAUGUGUGACCUUUGACAUGUUUGAGAAGUUUUGUAUCAGCACUCGGACUUUACAGUUUUUGUUCUGUAGACUGCACCCCUUUUGACAGGUAAUUGCGUGAUGACUUGUGUGGAGUGAGCUGAGCUCUCGCUGCUGUGAAGAACACCAUGCAGCAGUACUCUGAAACCCUAUUUCGGUGGCUCUUUACUGUAAAAAUGCCACCAGCUGCCCUGCUUUUGUCUGCUUAUCUGUUACUCUUGGGGUUCUGUUCCUGUUCUUUGAUAAAGGACUCUGAAUUUUGGUUAUAUUCUGUGUCUGUGUGUGUCUCUAAGUUAAUAGUGUCCAUUUACAGGCUGAAAGGGGGGGACAGCUGGCUGUCUCAACCCUGGGACCAGCACUCACCUGCUGCAUCUGAAGUCAUGGGGCCUUUUGGGAAGGGGGUGGAAGGCUAUGGAACUCAGAAGACUGAUCUACUGUGUCACAAAUACCAGUUAAAAUGCAGAG
This is a messenger RNA of Scleropages formosus (Asian bonytongue), 1429 nucleotides long. Its product is annotated as ADP-ribose glycohydrolase OARD1. Lineage: Eukaryota; Metazoa; Chordata; Actinopteri; Osteoglossiformes; Osteoglossidae. Gene Ontology annotation, biological process: peptidyl-glutamate ADP-deribosylation. The coding region runs from base 368 to 709 and encodes 113 amino acids. The transcript is spliced from 5 exons. The record is from RefSeq and is a predicted model, not a curated record.